AUGUCCGCCACAAACCAAAUCCCUGCGUCCGUCACUAAUGUGGGACAAGAAAUAAUAGGCACGGUGUCUCCCGCCCCAAAAUCACUGGCAGUUCAUCAUAUUCCAGAACGGAGUCAUUCUGAGAAGCUGUAUGACACUGGUAAUAGCGAGCUGCUUGCGACAACGAACGAUACAGAUGUUUUAAUUGUUGACUGGGACGGUCCCGAUGACCCCCAAAAUCCUAAAAAGUACGUUGUGUCAGCAGAGCAGCAUGCUCGUUGGACUUAUAGUUCUUGUACAGUUGGAGCUAUAGACGCAAAUGGGCCGCGACAAUCAUUAUAUCAUCGUUUCACUUUCAUCAGUCCAGUUUCGUCCUCUAUGAUUGCGCCCGCUACUGGCCAAGUGGCUUCUUCCUUCGGAAUUGACAAUGAUGUUAUACUUGCACUCACAACGUCCAUCUUCGUGCUUGCGUAUGCCAUGGGGCCAUUGGUUCUAGGUCCAUUGAGUGAGAUUUAUGGACGGUCACGCGUUUUGCAAUUGGCAAAUCUAUGGUAUCUCGUAUGGAAUCUUGUCUGUGGAUUCGCACAGUCAGAAUCCCAGCUUAUUGUCUUCCGAUUUCUUGCUGGCCUCGGAGGCAGCGCACCUUUGUCGAUUGGCGGUGGCUUUCUUGGGGACUGCUGGCAACCACAUGAACGAGGAAAAGCUGCUGCCAUUUACACCUUAGCUCCACUAAUGGGCCCCGUCCUGGGACCAAUCACGGGCGCCUGGGUGGCUCAAUAUUCGACCUGGAGAUGGGUGUUCUGGUCUACGUCCAUUGUGGAUGCAGCCGUUCAGAUCGUUGGAGCGUUUGCGCUUCAAGAGAGAAGGCAGAUCGGAUUCGCAGAUCGAUGGAUGCCUGAAAAAGCGCCGUACAGAGAAAUCCGCACCGUUUUCGAAAGUCAAGAUCGCUCUUGGCGAACCAUCAUGGCUAAAUCACUCAUCCGCCCUUUUGCACUCUUCGCCCAUGAGCCGAUCGUGCAGCUCCUCGGCGUUUACAUGGCGUAUCUAUACGGGAUAUUGUAUCUAUUUUUGACAACGAUGCCAUCGAUCUUCGAGGGCAUAUACCAGCAGCCGGUAGGCAUCGCCGGCCUUCAUUACGCUGCACUUGGCAUAGGAUUGUUAGUGGCGUCCCAAUUAAAUGCGAGAACAAUGGACAAGGUUUACAUUUAUCUGACGAACAAAUACGGUGGAGUUGCGAAGCCGGAGUUUAGAUUGCCUGCUAUGGUUCCCGGAUCUCUACUGCUCCCAAUAGGGUGCUUGAUUGUAGGCUGGACUGCUGAAGCUCAUACUUAUUGGAUAGCUCCAGAUAUUGGUAUUGCGCUAGUGGGAGCAGGCAUCAUUCUGAAUUUCCAGUGUACCCAGACCUACAUCAUCGAUUGCUUUACGCUUCAUGCCGCUUCUGCUAUGGCCGCUGUCUCCUGUUUGCGGUCACUAGCAGGCUUUGGAUUUCCAUUGUUUGCUCCAGCGAUGUACAACGCACUCGGGUUCGGGAAAGGCGACACUAUUCUAGUAGUCGUGGCAAUCGUCUUAGGCUGUCCUGCGCCCUGGAUACUUUGGCAUUACGGGGAGCGGAUACGGAACAGCAGUAGACAUGCGCGGUAA
Molecule: messenger RNA, 1620 nt
Organism: Suillus subalutaceus
Lineage: Eukaryota; Fungi; Basidiomycota; Agaricomycetes; Boletales; Suillaceae
Product: MFS polyamine transporter
Exons: 13
Coding region: 1-1620 (539 amino acids)
Biological process (GO): transmembrane transport
Molecular function (GO): transmembrane transporter activity
Source: RefSeq, a predicted model, not a curated record